This is a messenger RNA of Drosophila subpulchrella, 2619 nucleotides long. Its product is annotated as glutactin. The transcript is spliced from 6 exons. NCBI's taxonomy places the organism in Eukaryota, Metazoa, Arthropoda, Insecta, Diptera, Drosophilidae. The record is from RefSeq and is a predicted model, not a curated record. The coding region runs from base 518 to 2536 and encodes 672 amino acids.
AUCGAGGAGAGCGAGGAUCGAAAAAGUACAUACAUCUGUCAAAGUUGUACUAGAUAUAGCCUAGCUGUACGAAAUUUGUCAGCAAAUAUAAGCAGACCUUGAAAGAAAACUAGAAAUACCUUUUUUGCCUUGUACAAAGCGCUUAACAUACUGCACCUUCUUCGGAUAUAUGGGUCAAUCAUAUAACAGGUUGUGUCUGGCUCUCUUUUACUUUCAUACCCAUGAGCAUAAUCCCAUCCAGCUCGCAGGCUUGCCUUUCGGCUAUAUAUCGCUAAAGUUGGUUUUUAGAUUCGAUGAAUAUUCAACGAUUGGAAUCGCGAAAAGUGACGGUCAAGUUAAGAGGAAGAUUUGGACAGAGUGCUGACUUGACCCCAUUUACUUUAAAAAAUAUCUUGUGCCCGGUCAAGAGUCACUCGAAUAUGCCGAGAAAGUUUUCUUGGUGGGCAAAGAUCUCAGACAGCCAACAGUUCGAUUCCAUCUGGCAAAACCAGUAGAUUGAAAUAUAGCAAAACGUAAAAUGGUUCGGUUAAGUGGAUGUGUACUGCUCCUUGCAAUCGUCCUUUUGGCCAUUUUUGUGGCCGAUGGCCUCGCGGAGAAGAGCACUAAUAGACAGAAGCAGCAGAAUCCCAGACCGGGAAACCAAGGCUUAGGUAACCGCAGAAACAAGCGUCCUAAUCCCCAACAAGGCCAGAAACAGAAACUCGACAAGAAACAGGUGCAGAACGCCCAGGAACCCAAGGUUUUUACAGCAACGGUUCCCGUUUUGGGAAGGCUCCGAGGACGAACACUCACCACCGAUUGGACAGGAAAGAAGAUAAUGCAGUUCUUGGACAUACCCUAUGGAAAAGCGGAGAGAUUUAAGCCAGCUGAACCAGCACCGUCUUGGAGGGGCGUUCUUCCCGCCCAUCGACCACACGCCGGCUGUCCAUCCAUUCAGGAUCUGGCCGCAUUUGCUAAGCUUGAAGAAAAUGGCUUCGACGUGGAGGACUGUCUGCGGCUCACAGUAAACACCAAGGCGAUGGAGGGCAAGUCCUCGCCGGUAAUGGUGUACAUCCACGGGGACUUCUUCUACGACGGCGACUCUGUGGAGGCAGCUCCCGGAUAUUUGUUGGAGCAGGAUGUCGUCCUGGUGUCCGUGCGCUAUCGCCUUGGUCCUUUUGGCUUCCUGUCCACUCUGACCGAGGAGAUGCCUGGCAAUGCCGCGGUCUCCGACAUUAUCCUGGCGCUCGAGUGGGUGCAGCAGCACAUCGUAUCCUUCGGAGGCGAUCCACAGCGAGUGACGCUCUUCGGCCAAGUGGGCGGAGCAGCGCUGGUCAACGUGCUCACCCUGAGUCCGGCAGUUCCGGCAGGCCUCUUCCACCGCGUCAUCUAUCAGUCGGGCACCGCUCUGUCGCCCGCCUUUAUCACAGACGCGCCCCUGGGCUCCGCCAAGGCCAUCGGGCGGAUCGCGGGUUGUAAACAGCCCGCCAAGGUGGAUCAGCUGAACAAGUGCCUGAGCCACCUGAAUGCCACCAUGCUCCUGGCCGCCUUUAGCGUCCACGGCGAGGACCAGCCCUCGUUGUCAGGUGGAGCGUACGGCGGAGUGCAGCUCGUGAUUGGAGGGCCAUCCGGAAUUCUGCCGGAGCACCCCGGUCGCCUGCUGGCCGCCGAGAAGUUCCAGGCUUAUCCCACAAUGGGAGGUAGCGUCAAGCACGGCGGCACCUUCAUGCUUAGAGACAUUUUUGCGGAUAUUUUCAACGAGACGAUUUUGGAUGACAAACUGACCGCACGGCAGUAUAUCGAUACCAUUAUCGAACAGGCCAAUGGCGCGGAUCCCACUGGAUCGUGGAGGGAGUUCUCCGACGAGGAGAUAUUUACUGAUGCUGAUGUUAAGAACGGCAGCUUUAGGCGCCUGACCCCUGGUCUGAUUGAUCUUUGCAGUACGAUUUCUCUAAAGAAUCCUGUGUUGCUGGUCCUGCAGGCUAACGCAAAGAAGCUGCCCAACAGUACAUACCUGUACAGCUUUGACUACGAGGGUGAGCAGAAUCGCUAUGCCACAGGUGACAACGAGGCAAGCUUCGUGCCCUUUGACAUGGGUGUUUCGCUUACGGACGACAACCUGUACCUGUUUCCGUGGCCGCGAUUCCUUUCGCUCAACUCGAAUCGUGAUCUCAAGGUGGCCCGGCGCAUGGUGGCCCUGUGGACGUCCUUUGCAACAACGGGGGUUCCCCAAGCACCAGGUCUGCCCGCCUGGCCGACGAUGAGUGACGAAACUGGACCCUACAUGAGGAUCGGCCGCACCGUCAGUUUCGGCGACAAUUACCUGGACGAGUACCGUAUUGCCGUGGAGGAGGUGAAACAAGGAUAUAGCCUGGUCAACGAGGACUACUACGAUCUGGAAUCGGCUCUGUUGGCGGCCAGCAAGCAGGGUCAGUGGACCGCCUCCAACGAGGGGGAUGAAGAGGACGACGUCGAAGGCGAGAGGGCUGCCAAUGAGGCUCGUGGCCAAAACUUGGUUUUCAUUGCUAGAAAGUCCACGCGCACCCAGAAGCAGUAAAACCACACCCCUUCCAGACUCAAAUUUUCGCUUUUAUUUAUUUUGACGAAGAAUUGUCCUAAUAUAUUUUUUAAUUGAACAUA